Pyricularia grisea is the source of this 2750-nucleotide messenger RNA. RefSeq lists its product as uncharacterized. The record is from RefSeq and is a predicted model, not a curated record. Bases 253 to 1110 code for a protein of 285 amino acids. Gene Ontology annotation, molecular function: catalytic activity. Lineage: Eukaryota; Fungi; Ascomycota; Sordariomycetes; Magnaporthales; Pyriculariaceae. The transcript is spliced from 4 exons.
AAGCCGGCAGCAUCAUGUAAUCAAUUACAAAGCUUGGCACAUAGUGUUGAGGACGAACUGCCGUUGGCUAUGCAUGCUAUAGAACCCGGGGUUCCGUGGGGUCGAAAACAUGGCGUCAACAAUCGGCAUUCAAAAAACAGCACCCCUCCAACUCGGCCGUUCUAAACUUUUGAUGUUGAUGCGUCGCCAAAUUCAGAAACAAACGUAACAAUAGGGAAAAAAAUAUUCAGUACAAACCACAAACAAACAAAAAUGGCACCCAGCUGGACCCGAUUGAUCCGCUUCAUCGCCGAGGAGGAUGGCCUCACGCACCUGGGCGAGGUGGUCGGUGACGCCGACGUCGGACUAGCCCACCACGCCGGGCAAAAGAUUCAAGCAAAUCUCAUAACCGGCAGCGCGUUCGACGGCGUAGUCACCACCAAGACGCUGACGGUGGCGCGUCUGCUGUGCCCUCUUGAGCGGUCCGAGGUGCCCCUCAUCCGGUGCCUGGGACUCAACUACCAUGACCACGCCAAGGAGGCUAACAUGCCGGUGCCCGAACAUCCCGUGCUGUUCAUCAAGCCGCGCACCGCCCUGGCCGGCCCUCACCCGGCCAAGAUCUCGAUCCCAAAGUUUGUCCAGGACGGGAGCAGCGACUACGAGGCAGAGCUGACUCUCGUCAUCGCAAAAGAUGGACGUGACAUCCAGGAGAGCGAAGCCAUGGACUACGUACUGGGUUACACGGUUGGUAAUGAUGUCAGCGCGAGGACGGAGCAGUUCAGGAACAGCCAGUGGUGCUUCUCCAAAGGUCUCGACAAUUCGGCCCCCAUCGGACCUGUCCUUGUUUCACCAUCAGUCAUCAAGGAUCCCCAGGAUCUAGCUAUCAAGGCCACCCUUGGAGACAUGACUGUUCAGGACUCCCACACACGGGAGAUGAUCUUCUCCGUCCCCAAGACGCUCGCUUUCUUGUCGCAGGGCACCACUCUCGAGCGCGGAACCGUAAUAAUGCUGGGCACGCCACCGGGCGUCGGAGCUAUGCGGAACCCCAAGGUUUGCCUCAAGCACGGUGAUGAUAUGCGUGUCUAUAUUGACAAGAUCGGAACUUUAAUCAACGAGGUGUACUACGAGUAAUUACAUAUAAUAGAUGCUUGAGAGUGCUAGGCCCUCUGCCAGUCCUAAUACCAAAGGACCCAAGCUAUCAAUUGACACACCAAAUCUUUUGCAAUAUUUUGCCUGUUGCACCCUAUAAACACGCAAAAUCGAUCGUACAAUUCACUGUUGUUUGCUGGGUGUGGUUCAUUCAUUACCCAACCUAGGACUAACAAGAUAACAUGUGUCUCUCUAGGUCCAACACAAGACAGCCGUCGUUCCUGCUAGGCCCCGUAUGAUGCGAGUUAAAUUGACGUGCAUUUAGCUUAUCCACGUCACUCGUAAAGCUCGUCAAACUCAUAGCAGAAGUACGAUCCCUGUAUAUCCAUCAAGUCAAAGAGAGGCGCCUCGUCCCCGAUUGCUGAAAGCUUGACUCGAUACUCCAAAGAGAUGUUCCCGCCGUUCCAAUUCCUCCAGUCAUGGGCCACAAGAGGACCUGAGAUGUCUUUGAGGCGAUUCUCAAUGUCGCGCAUCUGCCACGACCACCACAACCUGUCGACAUUGCUGUGGUGCAACCAGAAUAUUGGGUCGGCGGCUGUUCAUUGUAGCGAGCCUACUUGUUAGCCCUGCCUCGCAACAGACGCAACGCUCCCGAGAAGGUAUCACUUACGGCUUGCCCAUUUGUCCGUCAUGGCACCGUACAAACCCCCAAUCCCGUAAUGGCCGCUGGCAUGUGCCAUGGAUUCACUAGCUCUGUGGAAGCCAACAAAAGAGUCUUGAUCCAUGGUUUCCUCGACAUUACAUCUGUCUCUGAAGGUCUGGGGAGCAAAAUCUCUCCUGACACAGCGAGCCCGCUGCCGUUCGAUAUUUCUAUUCGGACCCAUGCUUGUCACCAUCCCCUGGAACGGCCCGUUGGGGAUACAGCCGCCUCCUGUCCUGUCGUCGAAAUCCUGGUGUGCAACUACAGGAACACCCCACUCCGGGUUGUCCAAGGUCCCAUCAACCCAAUCGCCGUUACCGCCGAAACCCGUGUCCGGAUCAAAGAUUGGGCUGCCCUCUAAGUCGUCAAGGUCCAGAGUCCAAUCCCAGUAGGGCUGCGAGCCCGCGUAGCCGCACUCCCGGCGGAGGGUCUGCUCAAAUGAUGAUACGAGAAGGCGGUGAAACGGAUAGAAGACUCCGACAAAGUGCGUCUCGUCGGCCUGAACUAUGUGCGUCCCCACGAAAUCGUCAUAUCGGCUGAUGGCGGCAGGGAUGGAAGACCGAGGGGGCUUCUCCAUCAGGCAGUGCACGGCCUCGAUAUAGUCUUGCUGCUCGCCCGAGGAAAGCGUCCGCCACUCCCGCCGGACGAUUGGGCUGGAGCAUUUGCCAAAGCCCUGGGCGGUUGCGAGAAAAUGAAGAAGUGAAAUGGGUAUGAGGAAAAUCAGAUGCAUUUCGAGAUAUUUAAUUGUAUCGUCGCCAGAUGUGAUGGCGAACAUACGCAAACGAUCAAGCAGGAAAAGACAAAGAAUAGCGCCCAGAAACUGACUUCAUGGAGUCUCCGCUCCAUUUGUACCAUUUCAUUCUUUUUCCUGGCCAAAUUGGCAGACGCAUACCGACCCAAAGGGGGAAAGAAGAAAUUCAGUUCAAGGUUCGACUACGGCGUUCGUUAGCUGGUAUUCAAGCACCGAGAGCGAUUUCACAUU